AUGGCUGGCGGCGUUUCGAGUCGAACUCGUAGCAAGAAUGUUCAGUUGUUCAAUAGUCUUUCCCUUGAUGGACCAUCUUCUUCUAAAUUAAAGCGUAGUAGAAAGAAUUAUGAAGAUGAAACAGGUUUUGACUCUGCUUCUUGUUCUAAAAAAACUAGGGUAAAAGAAAAGCCUUUUGUUUUGUCUCAAAACAUUAAGGUUAUUUGCAUUGAUGAUGAUGAUGAUGAUGAUGAUGAUGAUGAGAAGAUGUUUGAGGGUGGCGGUGAUGUCAAAAGAAAAGUAGGGAGUGAUGAAAGUGGAAGAAUUGAUGGGUUUGAUGCUAAAAAAAACGUAGAGAAUGUUGGAGGAAGUCAUGAUGACUUUGUUGAUAAAGAUGAAAACUUUGUUGAUGAAAAUUGUGAUUGGACAUCUGAAAACCUUGUUGAUGAAAACUGUGAUUGGACAUCUGAAAACCCAAUUACAAAUUCAGAUGAUGAAUCUGAAUCUGAUGAAGAUGAAAGUGAGACUAGUGAUGAAGAAUUUCAAGUUAAUGAUUCUUCUUCUUAUGAAAAUGAUGAUGAUGAUGAUGAUGACGACGAUGAAGAGGAGGAGGAGGAGGAGGCGAAAGAAGAGAAGAAAAAUGUUUGGAGAAAGUACUACAGUGUGGUGGAGGAGCUGGUGAGAAAGGUGAAAGAUGAAAAAAGUGGAGUGAAAGGUGGAAAAAGUGGAGUUGAGGAGGUAGAGAUUGAGAAUAGUCCUUCUUCUGUACACAAUGAAGAAUCGGAGAAUGCAGAUUACGGUAGUGUAACAACCUCUAGUGCUUUAGAGAAGAAGGGUUAUUUUGAUCCUAUGAAAGCUUGUUGUUCUUCAAACCUGAAUGAAGCUUUCUCAGAGACAACAAAAGCAAAAAGUGUGGAAAAUGUCUCUCUUGAUGAUGAUGAUGAUGAUGUUAAUGAAAGUGUGACAGUUGAUGAUUAUGAUGAAGGAAAAGAGCAAUGUGUCCGAGGUUUAGGUGUUGAAAGAGUUUCUUUAUUUCAAACGAAACAAGAAAAGCUAGGGGAUUCAGAUAAACACACAAUCAUGGAGAGCAAAGAAAGGGAUCAUGAAGGUAGAGCUAACAUCUGUAAUGGUGAGAAGAAAGAAUCCAUGGAUAACAAUGGUUUGAUGAAUCAAAGGGAUAAAAACACACUUUUUCUGCCAAAGGAAUUGCGCUUGACUAAACGCCUUGCAGAAUUCUACUGGGGAAACAAGACUACAGUGAAGAAUGAUGAUUCCAUUGUGAUGGAGGUGAAGGGUGAUGUCGUUGAUCAGCAGCCACCACUGGUUUCUGUUGAGACGCAUCCAUUGAUAUGGAGCCUUAAGAAGGUGAAAAAAUUGCAAAAGACCAAAGAGGAGGAGGAGGAGGAACUGUUAUGGGAUGAAAUGAAUGCAUCCCUUAGAGAAGAAGAAGCUGAAUCUAUGAUUGGAAAUUUAGGGGCAAAUGGAAAAAUGGCAAGUCCAUAUUCUCUCUGUGAACAUAAUACUUUUCUCGACGAAGAGAUUGGUGUAUAUUGCAAAUUGUGUGGUUUUGUUGUCACUGAUAUCAAAGAUGUCUCACCACCAGUGGUUGAUAGAUUUCCCAACGAAGGUUCGGGAAAAAGAGCUUCGUUUGAUAAUUCAGUAAAUAUCUCACGCUUUGAUGGAUCUCAGUUCAAUGUUUCUGAUGGUGGUGACUCAGAAGCUAAUCAUUUCUUUCAUGAUAAAGGCACAGUUUGGGACCUGAUUCCUGAUGUGAAACACACUUUAUAUCCUCACCAACAAGAAGGAUUUGAGUUCAUUUGGAAAAACUUGGCAGGAAACAUCAAUCUUCGAGAGUUGAAGUACGCCGAUCCUCACAGAGAGGGUGGCUGUAUUAUUUCGCAUGCUCCCGGAACUGGAAAGACAAGGUUGACCAUAGUGUUUCUCAUGGCUUAUUUGAAACUUUUCCCGGAGUGUCAUCCUGUUAUUGUUGCUCCUGCGAGUUUGUUACUUACUUGGGAAGAUGAGUUCAAAAAAUGGGACAUUGGAGUUCCAUUUCACAAUUUUAACAAUCUUGAAUUAUCUGAUAAAGAGUAUAAAGUUGCUGUUAAUGCGGAUAAUUGGUAUAAUUCACCUCAUAGUAAAGAUGCAACACGAAAGGCGAAACUGAUUUCAUGGUUCAAAGAAAAGAGCAUUAUGGGAAUCAGUUACAAUUUAUACGAGAAGCUAGCCGGAGGAGGAGGAGAGUCCGAAGAUAAGGAAAAGAAAAAAUAUGCAAGUGUGAAGAAGACAAAAGAAAACAGUGAUAUCGGAAAGGUUCUACGUGAAAUUCCUGGUUUGUUGGUGCUAGAUGAAGGACACACACCAAGAAAUCAAAGAAGUCGUAUUUGGAAGGUAUUGUCGAAGAUUCAAACAAAGAAGCGAAUUAUACUUUCCGGAACUCCUUUCCAGAACAAUUUCUAUGAACUUUACAACACUUUGAGCUUAGUGAAGCCUUCUUUUCCUAACACCAUACCGUGUGAGCUGAAGAAGUUUUGCCAGAAGCAGGAACCUAAAAAAACGUUGAAAGAAUGGAGCUGGGAACCGAUUUAUGGCAACAGAAGAGAAAAUCCUUGUGACAAUAAGAUCAUGCAAUUGAAGUUUCUAAUGGAUCCCUUUGUUCAUGUUCACAAAGGCGCGAUCCUUGAAAAGAAGCUUCCUGGACUAAGAGAUUGUGUGCUGGCUUUGAAGCCGGACCUUUUGCAGAAACAAAUUCUUGAGAGCAUUCAAAGUUGUCAAAACAGGUUGAUCUAUGAGCAUAAACUGACAAUGGCAUCCGUCCAUCCAUCUCUUUUGCUGGAAUGCGGUCUUUUGGAAGAAGAGGAAUCUGUUAUUGACAAGAACCGGUUAGAAAAGCUUAGGUUGAACCCCUACGGAGGGGUGAAAACAAAGUUUUUGGUGGAGUUUGUGAGACUUUGUGAUGCUGUUAAUGAGAAAGUUCUUGUGUUCAGCCAAUUCAUCCGUCCUUUAAGCUUAAUAAAAGACCAAUUAAACACGGCUUUUAAUUGGAGCGAAGGGAAGGAAAUGCUGUACAUGGACGGAAAGGUUGAUCUAAAGGACAAACAAUCCUUAAUCCAUAGCUUCAAUGGUGAAAAUUGCCAAGCAAAGAUUCUCCUUGCAUCGACAAAAGCUUGCUCCGAGGGAAUUAGCUUAGUUGGAGCUUCAAGGGUGGUGCUACUUGAUGUUGUAUGGAAUCCGUCUGUCGAGAGACAGGCUAUAAGCAGAGCAUAUAGGAUUGGACAGAAGAAGGUUGUAUACACUUACCAUCUGCUCACACAAGGGACUACGGAAUACCUAAAAUAUUGCAAGCAGGCGGAAAAGGAUCGGUUAUCUGAACUUGUUUUUUCAACUAAAAAUACUGAUAACGAUGAGUUCAAGAGCUGUGCAGUGGAGUUUGAAGAUAGAGUUCUUGAUCAAAUGAAACAGCAUGAAAAGCUCAAAGACAUGUUUGCUGAGUGUGUGGUACAGCCCAAGGAGCGCGAUUUGGUUGAGACUUUCGGCCAUUCAUUAUGA
Messenger RNA from Lathyrus sativus (Indian pea), 3528 nucleotides. The record is from the annotation of a GenBank genome assembly. NCBI's taxonomy places the organism in Eukaryota, Viridiplantae, Streptophyta, Magnoliopsida, Fabales, Fabaceae.